AUGGCUCACGGCUCGAUUCCAGUUAUUGAUGUCGGCCCUCUGUUCUGUGAUGGAGAAAAGGGGAUGAUGGAUGUUGCGAAACAGAUUGAUCAUGCCUGUAGGACGUGGGGUGUUUUUCUUGUUGUGGGUCAUCCCAUUCCCCGUGAGCGAACGGAAAAGUUGAUGGAAAUGGCCAAGGCUUUUUUUUCGCUUCCAUUGGAAGAGAAACUUAAGGUUGAUAUUCGAAAGAGCAAACAUCAUCGCGGUUACGGAUGCCUCGAUGCGGAGAAUGUUGACCCAACGAAACCAUUUGAUUGUAAAGAAACAUUUAAUAUGGGCUGUCAUCUCCCUGAGGAUCACCCCGAUGUUGCAGCUGGAAAGCCAUUGCGUGGACCGAACAAUCACCCCACGCAAGUGAAAGGUUGGGUAGAGUUGAUGAACAGACAUUAUCGCGAAAUGCAGGAAUUUGCCCUCGUUAUUCUUCGUGCCCUCGCACUCGCUAUUGGUUUAAAGAAAGACUUUUUCGAUACCAAAUUUGAUGAACCUUUGAGUGUGUUCCGUAUGCUACAUUAUCCUCCACAAAAGCAAGGGACCCGUUAUCCCAUCGUGUGUGGUGAGCAUACGGAUUAUGGUAUUAUUACAUUACUCUACCAAGAUUCGGUGGGAGGACUGCAGGUGCGCAAUCUGUCAGAUGAGUGGGUGGAUGUGGAACCCCUUGAAGGAAGUUUUGUUGUGAAUAUUGGGGACAUGAUGAAUAUGUGGAGUAAUGGCCGUUACCGCUCAACACCGCAUCGCGUUCGCUUAACCACAACUGAUCGCUACUCCAUGCCAUUUUUCUGUGAGCCUAAUCCUUAUACUGUUAUUAAAUGCCUUGAUCAUUGCCAUUCGCCAAGCAAUCCCCCCAAAUAUCCACCAGUCCGUGCUGUGGAUUGGUUGCUGAAGCGUUUCGCGGAAACAUAUGCCCAUCGCAAAACAAAGAUGUGA
This is a messenger RNA of Trypanosoma brucei brucei TREU927, 963 nucleotides long. RefSeq names its product iron/ascorbate oxidoreductase family protein, putative (gene Tb927.5.300). Bases 1 to 963 code for a protein of 320 amino acids. The record is from RefSeq and is a predicted model, not a curated record. The transcript has a single exon. Gene Ontology annotation, molecular function: dioxygenase activity. NCBI's taxonomy places the organism in Eukaryota, Euglenozoa, Kinetoplastea, Trypanosomatida, Trypanosomatidae.